Molecule: messenger RNA, 1607 nt
Organism: Glycine soja
Lineage: Eukaryota; Viridiplantae; Streptophyta; Magnoliopsida; Fabales; Fabaceae
Product: zinc transporter 4, chloroplastic-like
Exons: 4
Coding region: 101-1537 (478 amino acids)
Biological process (GO): zinc ion transmembrane transport
Cellular component (GO): plasma membrane
Molecular function (GO): zinc ion transmembrane transporter activity
Source: RefSeq, a predicted model, not a curated record
GAGAGAAACAGACAGGUGAUGCAAGAAUGUCGACACUUAGAGCUGAUUUGAUUGCUAAAAGUCCGAAGCGAAGAAGCAUCCACCGCUUACUCUCUUGGAUAUGACGACACUCUUCUUCAUUUCGCCAACACGCUUCCUUUCCUUGAUGCCAUUCCUAGCAUUCAUCACCUCCAAAUCCCAAUUCCCAAUCCUCUUCACUUUAUUAAUCGAUUCUAGUUUCUCUCCUCAUCCUACAACCACAACAAGCCUCCCCCCUCUUUUCCCCCAACAAUUUUGUCUCACUCCCAUGAUUUUUACCGAGGAUCUCUGGCCACUGCUCCAGCAACUCGUUGGAAAAACUCCUCUCUUCUCAUCUUCAUCAUCAGAAGCUUCGUCGUCCUUCUUCCAGAACCUUCGGGAAUCGAUGACGAACUCAAGUUGCGGAGGCGCGGAGUUGGAGCUAUGCCGAGAUGAAUCAGCCGCAUUGGUUCUCAAGUUCGUCGCCAUCGCUUCCAUUCUCCUCUCCGGCAUGGCCGGGAUCGCCAUCCCGCUCAUCGGAAAACACCGCCGCUUCCUCCGCACCGACGGCAACCUCUUCGUCGCUGCCAAGGCCUUCGCCGCCGGCGUCAUUCUCGCCACCGGAUUCGUGCACAUGCUCUCCGACGCCACCAAGGCACUUCGCCACCCGUGCCUGCCAGCGUUCCCGUGGUCCAAGUUUCCCUUCACCGGUUUCUUCGCCAUGUUGGCCGCGCUCCUCACGCUCCUCCUAGAUUUCGUGGGAACGCAAUACUACGAGCGCAAGCAGGGGAUGAACCGCGCCCCCUCCGAAGAACCAGUACGGGUCGGCUCAUCCGAACCCGGUGGGAAUGGGAAGGUGUUUGGGGAAGAAGAAAGCGGCGGAAUGCACAUCGUGGGGAUGCAUGCACAUGCUGCACAUCAUAGACAUAACCAUCCUCAUGGCAAUGAUGCAUGUCAUGGCAUUGGCAACAUCAAGGAACAGGUCCACGCCCACUCCCACUCCCACUCCCACUCCCACGGACACUCCCACUCCCACAUCGAAGAUGGAGAAGAUACUGACGUUCGACACGUCGUCGUUUCUCAGGUGUUGGAGCUUGGGAUUGUAUCACAUUCUGUUAUAAUUGGGUUGUCCUUAGGAGUUUCGCAAAGUCCUUGUACCAUAAGGCCAUUAAUUGCGGCGUUAUCUUUUCAUCAGUUUUUUGAAGGGUUUGCGCUUGGAGGUUGCAUUUCCCAAGCGCAGUUUAAAGCCUCGUCAGCAACUAUAAUGGCUUGUUUUUUUGCACUGACUACACCCUUGGGUGUUGGGAUUGGAAUGGCUAUCUCUUCGGGGUAUAACCCUUACAGCCCCGGUGCACUCAUCGCCGAAGGUAUCUUGGAUUCCUUGUCGUCGGGGAUUUUGGUUUAUAUGGCUUUGGUAGAUUUGAUCGCUGCGGAUUUUCUUAGCAAGAGGAUGAGUUGUAACUUUAGGCUGCAGAUACUGUCUUACUGCAUGCUUUUCCUUGGGGCUGGAUUGAUGUCUUCGCUCGCAAUUUGGGCAUGAUGUCCCUCCCCUAUAUAGUUGUAAUUACUGCUUUGUUCAAUAUUUGAUUUCAUAUCCGUUUUUUUUUUUC